AUGCCUCCCCUGCGCCUUAUCGAUGGAACACUUGUCAAACAAGGCGCCGAGGCUCACGUCUACAAGUCUACAUUUCUCUAUCCAAAUGUUCCCUGUCUUAUCAAGGUCCGUCCAACUAAACCAUAUCGGCAUGCCACCCUUGACAUGCGCCUCACAAAGCAUCGUUGUAUAUCUGAAGCCCGGCUGCUUAACCGCUGCCGGUCGAUGGGGGUUUUAUGUCCGACUGUCUACUUCGUCGACGAGAAACGUGGGGAAAUCAUUAUGGAGUGGAUAGAAGGCCCCUCCGUUCGAGAUUUCUUGCACAAUUACAUAGAUGACGCAUCUGACCAUGGCAAAGAUGAGAAUAAGGCUAUCGAUGUGCAACUCGACGCUCUCAUGGAAAAUAUUGGCCAGACAAUUGGGAAACUGCACGAUAUCGAUACAAUACACGGGGACCUUACGACUAGCAACCUUAUGUUGAAACCUCGAGAAAGUCCAGGCACUCAGGUUUUAGAUACGGCCGAUACAUCUCUUGCAAAUUCGGAUGUCGUACUAAUAGAUUUUGGCCUUGGUCAAGUUUCGAGCAGCGACGAGGAUAAAGCGGUGGAUCUUUAUGUACUUGAACGUGCUUUCCUUAGCACACACCCAAGGGCUACACGCCUAUUCGAUAUUAUCAUUGAUUCAUAUAAACGGAAUUGUCUUGGAUCAUCUGUAGUCUUGAGACGACUGCAGGAAGUUCGACUAAGAGGGAGGAAAAAGAGCAUGGUCGGCUAA
Orbilia oligospora ATCC 24927 is the source of this 753-nucleotide messenger RNA. RefSeq lists its product as uncharacterized. Bases 1 to 753 code for a protein of 250 amino acids. Gene Ontology annotation, molecular function: protein serine/threonine kinase activity; ATP binding. Gene Ontology annotation, biological process: protein phosphorylation. Gene Ontology annotation, cellular component: cytosol; nucleus; EKC/KEOPS complex. The transcript has a single exon. Lineage: Eukaryota; Fungi; Ascomycota; Orbiliomycetes; Orbiliales; Orbiliaceae. The record is from RefSeq and is a predicted model, not a curated record.